This is a messenger RNA of Drechmeria coniospora, 831 nucleotides long. Its product is annotated as DNAJ domain protein Cwf23. The record is from RefSeq and is a predicted model, not a curated record. Lineage: Eukaryota; Fungi; Ascomycota; Sordariomycetes; Hypocreales; Ophiocordycipitaceae. The transcript has a single exon. The coding region runs from base 1 to 831 and encodes 276 amino acids. Gene Ontology annotation, cellular component: spliceosomal complex. Gene Ontology annotation, biological process: spliceosomal complex disassembly.
AUGGCCGACGACGGCGCCAAGGACCUCGCCCGCUUCGCCGCCACCUACGCCGAUGAGGAUGUCGACCUCUACGACCUUCUCGGCGUCGACGCCCUCACCCCCAAGGAGGACAUCCACCGCGCCUGGCGCAAGCGCUCCCUCAAGCACCACCCCGACAAGGCUGGUGCCGCCUUCGACGCGGCCACAUGGGAAUGCUUCGAGCGCGCCCGUGACAUCCUCUCGGACCCUACCGCCCGCGCCGUCUACGACAAUGCUUCCAAGGCCAAGCUUCUCCGCCGCCAGGAGCGCCAGGCGAUGGAAAAGGAGGAUAGGCGUUUCGCCGACGACCUCGAGGCCCGCGAGGCCGCCGCCGCCCGCCUGCGCGCCGAAGGAGAGCAGCGCGACAGGGAGGCCCUGCAGAGGGAGAGGGAGCGCCUCGCGGGCGUCCAGAGGAGGAGGGAGGAGGAGACGCGCCGGCAAGAGCUGGCCGCCCAGGAGGCCGAGGAUCUAGCCGAGGCCAAGAGGCGGCUUCGCGAGAAGAAGGAAGAGAAGGCUCGGAGGCGCGAGGCCAAGGAGUCGAUGAAGGCAUCCAUGAGCACCAGUAAAGCGUCAGGCCCGUCCAACGGCACCGUCAACGUCCCCGGCGACUACCUUUUUACGGCCGCCAAAGUCGACAAGAAGUACUGGGAGCUCGUCUGCGACAAGCUAAAGGCGGCCCAAACGGUCCGGAACCUACAAAGGACAGCAGCCUCGGCCUCGGAGCUGGAAGAGGCCGAGAGGGGGCUCGAGGAAGCCCGGAGAUGGAUACACGAGGCCGAAGGCAAAUACGAGCGAGAAACAGCAGCGUUUUGA